Molecule: messenger RNA, 2858 nt
Organism: Drosophila novamexicana
Lineage: Eukaryota; Metazoa; Arthropoda; Insecta; Diptera; Drosophilidae
Product: ubiquitin-conjugating enzyme E2 Q2
Exons: 9
Coding region: 1250-2443 (397 amino acids)
Biological process (GO): protein polyubiquitination
Cellular component (GO): nucleus
Molecular function (GO): ubiquitin conjugating enzyme activity
Source: RefSeq, a predicted model, not a curated record
ACGAUGUACAUAGAUUAUAAUUCCGGAGACUUUUUACACGCCUACGUGAUUGCCAAGUUUCGGGAGCAUAUUGUAGUUAAAGGCAAUAAUUCUAGUUUAAAAUGUGCACGUCUUGGUUAACAUAUAGAACUCUCUAACUCCCAAUAAUUAAAUUUUAAGCAACAAAAGCAAUAACAAAAAAAAAAGAAAAAAAGAAGGCAAUUCGCGUCCACACAAAUACAAGUACAAUAACUGCGAGACAUUUUAGUCCAUUUGCUACAAAAAAUAUGGCGAAGGCGAAUUAGUGCAAUCUUGGAAACUUUCAUAUGUACAUACAUAGUUAAAAUUGAUAUAUAUUGUGUUCAGAGUGAAGCCAAUCAAAGGACCCCAGCAAAAAGUGAGAGAGGAGGACAUUGCUCAAAGUCAAAGCAUUAGCAGAACGAAGCGACGCCACAAAGCGGCAUACGGAGAAUACGGCAAAAGGAGAGCAAAAGCAAACGCAAAAGCAAAAGCGACGGGUCAAAAGUCAAGUGCAUACUGUGCGGGGGGCAGUACUGAAGGAAUAUGCGCCCGUUGUAGAACCAACUGAAGAAGAAGAAGAAGAAGAAUAGGAAGAAGCAGAAACAAUAAGCAAUAUUAUAAUAAUAGCAACUAGGAGCCAACAAAUACCACAAAGAAUAACGCAUGCGUGGGUAGCCGAGGUCGACUCAAAGAUGUUGAUAAUUUUUCUGCCUGACGCUGCUGUUGCUGCCUUAAUGACAGUUUAAUAUCAACUACCUCCAACAAAAAUAAAAGCAACAAUAAAAUUACAUAAAAGAAUUACACGUAAGAGCAGCAGCCUUUGCCUAGCUACACUCAGUGACGGCAAGACGAACGCCACCUACCGUCGACCGUACGCACAACACGAUAGCGAGAGUCUGAGCAAGAGCCCCAAACGUCACAAUAACAUAAAAAAAAAAAACAAAAAAAAAAAGCAAUACAAACAACGGCAAAACAAAAAACAAAUAAUAUUCAAAACAAAGGCCAGCGAGACACCUAGACGCUUGCAUUGCACAUGUGCAUGUGUGUGUCGGUGUGCGUGUGCUUGUGCGUGUUCGUGUCGGUGUCCGUGUCCGUGUGCGUGUCGGUGUUUGUGUGGUAGUAGUAGUAGUUCGUGGUGCUGUUACCCGUUCCCCUCCUGCUACCACCACCCAUACACGAACCGGCAACUGGGGCUCCGGUGGGCGGCGGAUCCGUGAUUAACUGUUAUCACGUUGCCUUGCCCGCCAAUAUGGCGUGCCUUAACACACUAAAGCAAGAAAUCAAAACACUGGAGAAAAUCUUUCCGAAGAACCACGAACGUUUUCAGAUACUCAAUUCCAGCGUUGAUGAACUUUUGUGCAGGUUCAUCGAUAAGAAUGGCAAACGUUACGACAUACAUGCUAACAUAACGGAAACGUAUCCAUCAUCGCCGCCAGUUUGGUUUGCCGAAAGCGAGGAGACGAGCGUUACAAAUGCCGUGCAAAUCCUUAGCAACACAAAUGGUCGCGAUAAUCAUGUGAUUAAUCAGGUUGGCAUAUUGCUACGCGAGCUAUGCCGUUUACAUAAUGUUCCACUGCCACCCGAUAUUGAUAAUUUAACGCUGCCACUACAGACGCCGCCGCCGUCCGCAUCGCCGUUACGCUUGGAGCGUUCCGGCGGCGGGGGCGUUGGCGGUGGGGGGCCGGGGCCGCAUGGCAACGAGGAGACCGAUUCAGAUCAGGACGAGAUUGAGGAUCCGAUCGGUGAGAGCGAACAGGAGAGCGAGGGCGACGAGGAUCUACCAUUGGAAAUGGACGAUGUACGGAAUACAAAUAAAAAAGAUGAUAUGGAGGUGGAACAUUUAGCGACUUUAGAAAGACUGCGUCAAAGUCAAAGACAAGACUAUUUAAAAGGUUCAGUUUCUGGUUCAGUGCAGGCAACCGAUCGCCUCAUGAAGGAACUACGUGAUAUUUAUCGAUCCGAUGCGUUCAAGAAGAACAUGUACUCGAUUGAGCUGGUUAACGAUUCCAUAUAUGAAUGGAAUAUACGCCUCAAAUCUGUCGAUCCGGACAGUCCCCUGCACAGCGAUCUGUUGCAGCUGAAGGAGAAGGAGGGCAAGGAUAGCAUACUGCUGAAUAUACUGUUCAAGGAGACAUAUCCGUUCGAGCCGCCCUUUGUUCGUGUCGUGCAUCCCAUCAUCUCAGGUGGCUAUGUGCUAAUCGGCGGUGCCAUUUGCAUGGAACUGCUGACCAAACAAGGCUGGAGUUCCGCCUACACAGUCGAAGCCGUGAUCAUGCAAAUUGCCGCGACGCUGGUCAAGGGCAAGGCGCGCAUACAAUUUGGUGCUACCAAGGCGCUCACCCAGGGCCAAUACAGCUUGGCAAGGGCCCAACAAAGCUUCAAAUCGCUGGUGCAGAUCCACGAGAAGAACGGUUGGUUCACGCCGCCAAAGGAGGAUGGCUAAGGUUUGUUUGUCGUUUAAGUGUUGUUCUAUAAGCUUAAGGGGGAACGGACGUUUGCCAAAUUCGUCGCCGAGCUCAUCCAUAUAAAGAACCUAACCCAAACAAAUACCAGACACAUGCGGCCAGAUUGGCCACAUCCGAGUGUAUCAGUAGUAGAAGAAGAAGACGCCUCAGAGCCGGCGCAGCGACAGCCACAGCAGAAGCAGAAGCAGAAGCAAAAGCAACAGGAAAAAUAAAAUGCAGCAUGCAAAAUCGAACCCGCCAUUCAAACAUUAUUUCUAUAAUGAACGUUGCCGUCGUCGUUCACGUCGUUAAGUUCUGCAAUUUGUGUAUACUUGAUAAAUACAUGCUAACACACACACACACACACAUACACACAUACAUACAUAAUGCAAAUAAAUCGAAUUAAGAUUGUAA